This is a messenger RNA of Vicia villosa (hairy vetch), 1485 nucleotides long. RefSeq lists its product as uncharacterized. The transcript is spliced from 3 exons. The coding region runs from base 1 to 1485 and encodes 494 amino acids. The record is from RefSeq and is a predicted model, not a curated record. NCBI's taxonomy places the organism in Eukaryota, Viridiplantae, Streptophyta, Magnoliopsida, Fabales, Fabaceae.
AUGACACAAAGUUCAAACGCAAGGACCAGUAACAAUAGUGGCGACAUUCCUCCCAUUCCUCUUUCAUCGAAGAAUAAAGAAUAUGUCAGAUUUUGUUUGAGACCAUCUCAGAGUCAAUGCAUUAAGCUGAGAAUUCAUCAUAUGAGAAAGUUAGUAGAGCAUCCUAUUAAAUGGUAUGUGGAUGGAUUAGUGUAUGAAAUGGAUUGGUUUUGGGAUACUGAUUACAUGUCAUAUAUGCAGUUUGAAAAAUUGGUAAUAAAAGAGGGAUAUAGGAAUAUCAAACGCAUGUGGUAUUGGAACCCCAAGUAUAGCUUUAGUCGUGGUCUGAGACCCCUUAACUGUGAUGGUGAUGUUCUUAAGUUAGUUGAGGAUUUAAAAGGAUUUAACUUGGUGGAUGUUUAUGUUGAGCACACAGUAGAAGUGAUAGAUGAGUCAGACAUAAUACAUGAUUAUGAUGAGGAUCGUGGUCCAAAUUAUGCUGAGGAUGAGGUUGAUAUUGAUGUUGAAGUUGCAAAUGAUAAUAAUAUGGCUGAGAAUGUAGUUGCAAGUGAUAAUGAUAUGGAUGAUAUAGAUGGGAAUGAAGCUGACAGGGAAGAUGUUGAGACUGAACAUGUUGAUGUUGGAAUAGAAGAUGACGAUUAUGAAGAUGAAAACUAUGUGGCUGAUAGUGAGUUAUGUAGUUUUUCUGAUGAGGAAUUAGAAUGCAGUGAUCAUGUGGAACAAAAUGUGGAUUUGGAUUGGACAACUGUCAUGCAUUGUGUCAUGCAUUGUGAUGAGGAUCGUGAUAAGGCUCGACACUCUGAUGAGGAUGGUGAUUCGGAUGUGCUGCAUACACCUAAUGAGAGUGGUAAUGAUGAGGAACAUGAGAAGUUUCCUUCUUAUAAAAGUGACGAGUCCUUAAAGUUUGAGCUUGGUAUGGUGUUUAGUAAGAAAGAAAUGGAGAGGGAUGCUGUAAAGGACUAUGGUAUGGAGAACAACAAAAAUGUUAUCAUAAAGAAAAAUGAGGCAAAGAGAAUGGUGAUUAAAUGUAUGGAAGGAUGCAGUUUUCACAUGAGAGUUAGUAAGAGGGUAGGGAAUCAAUAUUGGCAAGUGGUUAGUUUAAUUGAUGAACACAAUUGUGCUAUAACUCCAUAUAAUAGGCAAGCAAAGACUACAUGGUUUGCUAAGAAGUUUGGUCACAUUCUAAGACACAACCCUAACAUGAAGCCAGCAGGAUUGAUUGCCCAAUCUCUUAAAAGAUGGGGAGUGAAUUUGUCACAUGAUCAGGCUUAUAGAGCUAAAAGGAGGGCUAUGGAUAUGUUACAAGGGGAUGAGGCUUGCAAGUAUGGCUUUGCAAAAUUCUGGAGGCCAUUAAUAGGGCUGGAUGCUUGUUUUUUGAAAGGUGAUUUUGGAGGACAGUUGAUGGCAGUAGUUGGGAGAGAUGGAAAUAACAAGAUUCUGCCUAUUGCAUAUGCUGUUGUGGAGGCUGAGACAAAGGAAUCUUAG